UUCAACGAAAAUCUCUAAUAUUUGAAAUCUUUUGCUUUAAAUCUCUAUCAUUAGUUAAAUAAUAAUGUAUCGGUUAAAUAUUCGGUAGAUUGUUGCAGUGGUCUCACACAAGCCAUGAAGACCAACAAGAAGUGUGUCUGCCUUAUUCUCAAAGACAGGGAUGAUCCUGAUCUUGGCUUGAAGAUUAACAUGACAAUUGCUGUUGGUCUCCCUUCUCUUUGCAAAACUCCUGAUAAUCUCUCACAGUGCUCUGCACUUCUGCACUUGGAUCCUAAAUCACCUGAAGCUCAAGCUUUUAAUCAAAUUGGUCAGAAAUCCAAUGGUGGUUCUAUCAGUCCUUCGCCCACUACUUCUGUUGAAGGAAGUUCCCAGAAUGGUAGAAAGCAAGGGACAGAUGAAACGGCCACAGCUAAGAAGAAUAGUGCGUCUUAUAUCGGGAAGAGAUUGUUAGAAAGUUUGGUUGCAGUUGCAGGGCUUCUAAUUUGGCUUUCAUGAGCUUAACUCAAAUACUACCUAUAUAUUACCAUUUGCAGGAACCUUGACCAAUGAUUCCAUCAUAAAUUUCUUUACUGAUCCUUCUGCUCCACAAACCAUUGACUCCACAGAUAGUUCUGUAGCAUUAGCACUUAUGGAGGGUUUGUAUCUGAAGAGUUUAGCAUAUGAAUUCAGGAGAUGAAACAUGUAGUCGUACACGUAGAGUGGUAGAGUCACAUGACAGAAUGUAUUUUUGACUGACUGACCAAGCAGAACCUUCAAUGUACACCUUAUAUCUGCACGAUCAUGAUUGAAUUGAAACAUUUAUUUAUUGAUAAA
This is a messenger RNA of Glycine soja, 813 nucleotides long. Its product is annotated as protein YLS3-like. The transcript has 3 exons. NCBI's taxonomy places the organism in Eukaryota, Viridiplantae, Streptophyta, Magnoliopsida, Fabales, Fabaceae. The coding region runs from base 115 to 495 and encodes 126 amino acids. The record is from RefSeq and is a predicted model, not a curated record.